CUGCUGCAGCUCCGGUGGGACUGUUGUCAUGGUAACGCGUGUCCGCGGGCUGUGAAGCGCCCUACAGUGCGCGCUAAAACACCCGGGAAAGACCCCGUUUACAAGCACCAUUUCACCUGACAACAACGCAUUCCACUGAGACACUGCACGCUACAGCGGGACGAUGAUAACGAGGGGAAAUCUUUCAGCACAACAUCCAUUCCUGCUGUAGAGCAUCUCAUGUGCGGCAGUUAAAGAGAAAGGAGUUUGUUUCUUCAGAGAUGUCUGCGCUGAGUGACUCUGGCUUUGAGGAAGAUCUUCACACUUCUGCAGCAGCGGCUUCAAGCGUCGAACUGACCUCAGACCAGCAGGAGUGUGAUUAUGAAGAGAGCUGCUUCAUCAUCCAGAGACACAAUGAACUGCAGUUUCUAGCGCAGGACUGCCUCGCGCGACAACCGCAGAUUACAGCAGAGGCUCGCAGUAAACUGGUCAGCUGGCUCAUAGCGGUACACAGACAGCUCAAACUGUCUUUCGAAUCAUGCUGCUUGGCUGUUAAUAUCAUGGACCGUUUCCUGAUCACAACCUCAGUAGCUGCAGACUGUUUCCAAUUACUGGGAGUGACAUCUCUGCUGAUCGCCACAAAACAGGUUGAAGUGUAUUCGCCUCGCAUCACACAGCUUCUGUCGCUUUGCUGCAAUUCUUUUUCCAGAGAGCAGCUGUGCAAUCUCGAAUGCCUGAUCCUUCUCAGACUCAAUUUCAGACUGGCUGCACCUACCCUUGCUUUCUUUCUGGACUAUUUCACCAGUCGCACUACUGGAUAUCAGACUGAUGGAGCCAUGGAUAAGAUGGUCACUACGCAGGACAGAAAUGUAUGGAAGGAGCCUGAGAAGAAGUGGAAAUGGUUGGCAUGCAAAGUCUGUGAACUGAGUUUGGCUGACUACACAUUUAACAAGUAUAUGCCGUCUGUGAUUGUGCUGUGUGCUAUGAAAGUGGCAAAAGAUCUGCUGAAGAUGCAUUCAGUGCAGCCCACAGACAACAACGCUGGCUCAUCACAGACAUUGGAGUCUUUCUGUUUUCAAGAGUACCCAACAUUUGAAGCUCAGUUUUUGUUUCAGCAAUGCACAGAAGAUCUGAAAUUGUUGGUCUCUCUUAAUCAAGACGCAGUCCAGGACUUCAUAUCAUUAUAAACAAUUAUAUUAGUUCAGUGGUUCUCAAACUUGUCCUGGAGUACCCCCAGCCCUGCACAUUUUGUAUGUAUCCCUCAUCUAUCACACCUGAUUCAACUCAUCAGCUCAUUAGUGGAGACUGCAAGACCUGAAGUGGGUGUGUCACAUAUAGGAAGACAUACAAAAUGUGCAGUGCUGGUGGUAUUUCAUGGAGAGGUUUGAAAACCACUGUAUUACUUCAUUCCACAAAAUGAUCACAUUGACAGUUUGCUAAAACUUACUUAAGUAAUUCACCUGAAGAAAGUUUGCAAAAAAUGCAAAGAUACUGUAGUAACGGAAUUUUUGCUAUACUUAAUUUCUCUUGAAUUUUCCUGAAGACAUGUAAUAUUCCAUAUUCCUCAAAAAAGGGUGGAUUUAUAAUACACAUAAAACAACUUGUAAUGCAGUCCAGCAGAAUUUAUCCCAAAAAUUAUUUAAGCAAAAGUAAGGUUUUAUUUUAAAUGUAUGUGUAUGUAGAAUCCAACUUUUUGAAUUUCUGUUUGUAAAAUUAAAUUGCAAUUCAUUAAAAAAUCUG
This is a messenger RNA of Onychostoma macrolepis, 1719 nucleotides long. RefSeq names its product cyclin-O protein B. The record is from RefSeq and is a predicted model, not a curated record. Lineage: Eukaryota; Metazoa; Chordata; Actinopteri; Cypriniformes; Cyprinidae. Gene Ontology annotation, biological process: regulation of cyclin-dependent protein serine/threonine kinase activity; mitotic cell cycle phase transition. Gene Ontology annotation, molecular function: cyclin-dependent protein serine/threonine kinase regulator activity. Gene Ontology annotation, cellular component: cytoplasm; centrosome; nucleus. The transcript is spliced from 3 exons. Bases 261 to 1166 code for a protein of 301 amino acids.